AUGGCGCCAAAAGCCGAGUGGAGGCUCUUCGUUCCCAUCGUAGACUCCCACCGAGCCCCCGCGGAAGCACGGAACAUGAGCUCCCUGGUCGAUCACGUCCAUCCCGAUGCGCGGACAGACGUGUACAUCAAGGCAGAUGCAGAUGUUGGUGUCAAGCGAAGGGGAGGCGGAGGGCUAGAGUUCAAAGCCUUGAAGCAGCGGCAGACGUUGGGCGGUGGGGUUGGUCCUGGGGCAGCUGAAACUUUCCAGAAGGUCAUGCUCGGAGACGAUGCGACUCCGGCUGAGGUCAUCGAGCAUCUACGUAAGGAGGCGGGGGAGGGUGAGGGCGGGGUGUCCGAAGAAUUGGAGGCGUUGAUGAGCACGCCCUUAGAGGUUGCCGUGAAGAAGUCGGUGCGGAAGACGACGGUGACAGCCGGGGAGAGGAAGGCGAGCUUUGAAGUCACAGGUUUUAUGUGUGCUCGAGUGUGCCCGAAGUCGACUAGCAACGAUGUUAAUCCUUCACGACUGGUGUAA
Ectocarpus siliculosus is the source of this 513-nucleotide messenger RNA. NCBI's taxonomy places the organism in Eukaryota, Phaeophyceae, Ectocarpales, Ectocarpaceae. The record is from the annotation of a GenBank genome assembly.